AUGGACCGAGGUGGCUGCCAGAUGAGUGGAGGAGGAGGAGGAGGUGGAGGAGGAGGAGGUGGAGGUGUAGACGGGCCCGAGCGAGGAGGCAUGAUCACCCUGGAGGACCUGGAGUCUUUCUCCGAGGAGCAGCUGUCAACCAGCCUGGAGGACGACGAUGCGGAGGGCAUGGAGGAGGACGAGGACUCGGACCAGAUGCUGCAGUACUGGCAGGACGUGGCCAGGGGGCACCAGGUGGAUGUGGCUCAAGACAUGGCAGAACCCAUUCAGCAGCUGACCAGCAACAAUGAAGGACGCAGCACCAGAGAACACAUCCCAUUCACUCUGCUUGCACAGAGAGAAAAGUGCGGAAAACUGCUCUACGAGAAACGCCACUAUGAAAAGGGUCACUGGGCUUGUAUAACAAUGCAUGAGGACACUUACGAACAGAGCAUCUGUUAUGGUUUUAUGAAGAUAAUGAGAUACAUCUGCAAGCAGAAUGCUCUAGGCAUCUACCUGGGCAUGACGCUCCCCAUCGUGACGAUAGUACGCACAGAUCAGACCCACUCUAAGAUCUCCCAUGACGUCACCGUGGCGUACUACCUUCCUAUUGAGCAUCAGGCCCAGCCCCCACAACCUGAGGACAGCCAGAUCAUCAUAGAAAGCUGGCCCAUCACUGUGGUGUACACAAGGCCAUUCACCGGUCCCACCAAUGAAGUGACCAUCAUUUACCAGAUCAACGCUAUGGUAGAGGUGCUAGACACUCCCAACUUGUGUGUCAACGACUCAUUCAUUGUGGCCGGCUACACCAACCCUGCCCACAGCAACCGUUCCAACGAGAUCUGGUUCCUGGAGCGCUGAGGUACGGGAGGACGCAGCAGCAUCCUUGUAUCCGUGACCUUGAGCCUAAUAAAGACUCCCUUAACACUGCCCCCAACCCAGCUACAGCCUCAGGUGCAAAAACCCACCACUGCUACGUGAAACCACCACCAGCCCAUCCCACUACACAGCAGUCCAGUCUUGAUAUAAAAAGGAAAACUCAAACCUUACUCAAACCCCAGGGAAUUUUCCAGUCACGUUCAUUUAGUUAUGUCCUCAUCUUACCUCUAACAGCUGAACUAAACCACUGCCAUCCGCUCAUGGACAUAGUGUAGCAUUCAUCUCCCGCUCUCUCAGAGAUGACUAGAACCUUUCCUAAGCACAGUGCUCUCUCGUUAUAGUCGCUCUAACAGUUUCAGCUCUUAGCACUCAUUGAACAUAGUAACCAUCGAGAGAAAGAUGUAACAGCAGCAUGUCUUUAUUUUCUCCCACUGCGGAAACAGGCUCCCAGUGGAUAUGCAGCCUUAUUAAUACCCCCUUUUCUGUUUGUUGCAAUGCUACAAUGUCUUGUCAUAUGGGGUGAAAUUCUAUUCACAAAAAAAAAAUGUUUCUCUGUCGCUCUCAGGCUUUCUGAAUUGAUUUCAACUCCGACACUAUUGAUCGACUACAGAUAUAAACUCACUACACUAUUGCUUUAACAAUAAGUGCAAUACUUACAAGACAACCAGCAAAAACAAGCUAGUCACAACAGUUCCUGGGCCUCUGACCUAGCCCUUUUUAAGGGUGUGUUCAGUUGCAGGUAUUGUGGGUUGGGAACAGAACCGGUGGCUUAAACCAGAAAUACACUCACACACAAUAAGUUGACAACAAUGUAGGCGACGCACACGUGAAUGUAACGUGGUCAUGUGUUUUUGUGCAUGAAUGUAUAGCUACAGGGAGAGAGGGCGAGGACAAACGCAACACUUCUGGCAACACUUCUACCAAACCAAAUGCUGAAACACUCACUGAUCCUACUGCUGAAUGACAAUCAUUAAGUACUUAUUAUAUGUACAUUCUUUUCUUCAGAGAAAACAAUGCAUUCCUCAUGCUUCAAGGCACAUUCACACACAGGAAUAAAUAUGUACCUCUUUAUCAUGCUCUUUUUAUUGCUACUGUGUGUCAAUGUUAGUGAGUAUGCAUUCACUACUGUAUUGCAAAUGCCACUGCUUCUGAGUAGGAACAGUGUUACCAAGAAAAUUAGAGCACAAAGAAUACCUCUACUGUGAUUAUACUCUUACUAAAUAGACAGCCAUUGAAUUCUGUUUUUAGUUCAAGCUGUAUUUAAUGUUCUAUCAUCAAUAUAAGAAGACAAAGUGAAAGAUGUAUGUUUAUCUUUGCUAUAUUUUGAAAUAAAACGUACCAGUAACAUGCAAAAAGAAAAAAAAUCAAGAAUGCAAAAGCAUCAAACCAGCUACACCGAGAGCUCACAGUAAUACAAGAAUGUUUCUGCUUUGGAAAUUCAGUUACUGCUUGGGUGCCAAUGAAAUUUAACUGGAAGUCAACUAACACCAAAUCCUAUUUGUGUGAGCAUUUAAAAAAAAAAAAAAGAAAGCAACAUAAAAUGUUAUUAAAUGUGUCAAAUAAAAAAAAAAUAAACUCAAAUUGAGAGAAAUCUUGCUUUAUCUAAUUUAAACAACAAACUUGUAAAUUGACAGAGAAGAACGUUUAUAUUGGAGUUGGGAAAGUUCCUUUUACAGUCCAAAACAGAAUUUAUUUUUGAUGUAAUGAUUAAAGCGUCAAUAUGAUGCUCUGUGACAACUGUAGUGUGCAAACACUGACAAAGCCAUGAUACAUGUAGGUUUCUUCUCCCUUUUAAGAGCCUGGUUAUAUGGGAACAUCAAGUGUGAGGAUCUAAUUUGUUUCUCCCUUUUUUCUUUUGCUUAAUUUUUUUUAGUGUUUUGCAAACGUGUGCACUGUGCAGUACUGUGAACGUUCAAGUGCAACAACAAGAGCUACUGUGGUUUUCUUUGUUAAAUAAAAAUGUGCUUGUCUCCUGUCUUUUGAAAAAUC
Limanda limanda (common dab) is the source of this 2847-nucleotide messenger RNA. RefSeq names its product heme-binding protein soul3 (gene soul3). The transcript has 5 exons. Lineage: Eukaryota; Metazoa; Chordata; Actinopteri; Pleuronectiformes; Pleuronectidae. The coding region runs from base 1 to 840 and encodes 279 amino acids. The record is from RefSeq and is a predicted model, not a curated record.